AUGGAAUACGGAUAUGGAAAUCGUCGUUCGAGUCGCAGUAGUGACGAUGAAGGCAAGUCACUCUCGUCUAGUCUUUCGGAAGGAACAUCUAAAUUUUUUAAUUCCGUGAUGUCAAAGAAAAAUGGAAUAUUUAGUGAUAUUUCAAAUAAAAUUGAGACGACAUUUAGCAUGAAAAGUGGAGGGAGCAGUAGCGCUAGUAGUGGAAACACGAGUCCUGUGAAUUCACCACCCAUACCCUCUCAAUGCACUCAGUCUCCUACCGCUCAUAAAUCACCACCUGUGCGUACUAAUUCGGUUAACACCCCACCACCUCCCAGACCCCCACCUCCGACUAGGAGACCCUCUGAAAAAUGUUUUCAAAAACGUCAUCUUCCCCCUAGAAGCAUGUCAGAGUCUGUAGGAAGACGCGAAAGCGCUGACCGAGGAUCCAUGGAGGAUCCUAUCACUGUUAACGGCAUGAAUGUCAGCUUUGAUGAACCUCUUUAUAACAAGAGGGAAGCUCCUGUAGGAAGAAGCUCCGAUUCUGCUGAGGCUAGACACAGCAGAGAAUCUUCGCGUAGGGUUGGUCCCACCGGUGGCAAUAGUGCAGACAGCCGGGAUAAUUCUGCACAGAGACAAAAAGAUAGAUACACCAGACGCCAAAACAAUUUGUCUUCUUCCUCGAAUGAAUCUGAUAAACCGAACGAGCGUAGUGAUGGUAAGCGUGCACCCAAAUUGAAAACUGGACGUCGAUCCAGCACUGUUGAUGAAAUGUUAUUUGAUAAUUAUGUUCCUCCAGAUAUUACUGACAUACCAAGUGAACCUAUUUCCGGAGAUCUAAUGUCGUUUGAUCAAUCAGAAGAUCGGAAAGAAAAUCGACGAAAAAAGACUUCUCCUCAUCCAAGUCAAAGCAGUAUUGACUCUAAUGAAAGCAACAGAUUGUACACCAACACAAGUAUUGAUUCUUCAGAUGCUGAAUAUGGAGGAGUCCCAGUACAUCGCUCAGGAUCUCUCGGAUCAGAUAAAUCCUGGAGCUCCAACUACAGCAUCGAUUCCCAACCAGAUGAAGUGACUCUCGAAUGCAUGGAAUUUAUGAAAUCUUUCGUGGAUAAAGUCUUCAAUACAAGUGAUGAUGUCACACAAACAGAAAAAGCUAAAUUUGGAGAAUUGUGCCAGUAUUCCCCAGGAAGAUUAUGGUUUGCUAGAUACGUGAAUUCACAGACAGUUAAGAUGGAGUUAAAAUGUUUUCUGUUCUCUGAGGGGAUGAAAUCUGGCACCAUCAAGAUCAUGGUAGCUGCAUAG
This is a messenger RNA of Lottia gigantea (owl limpet), 1281 nucleotides long. RefSeq lists its product as hypothetical. The record is from RefSeq and is a predicted model, not a curated record. The transcript has 4 exons. Bases 1 to 1281 code for a protein of 426 amino acids. NCBI's taxonomy places the organism in Eukaryota, Metazoa, Mollusca, Gastropoda, Lottiidae.